Messenger RNA from Fusarium odoratissimum NRRL 54006, 1515 nucleotides. RefSeq lists its product as uncharacterized. Gene Ontology annotation, molecular function: oxidoreductase activity, acting on paired donors, with incorporation or reduction of molecular oxygen; monooxygenase activity; iron ion binding. NCBI's taxonomy places the organism in Eukaryota, Fungi, Ascomycota, Sordariomycetes, Hypocreales, Nectriaceae. The record is from RefSeq and is a predicted model, not a curated record. The coding region runs from base 1 to 1515 and encodes 504 amino acids. The transcript is spliced from 3 exons.
AUGUCUACUGAUUCUAUGUUACUUUCGCCUUGGGCUCCCUUGGCAGUACUCUUGUGCGGACUGCUGUUCUAUAUUAUUCCCUACUUUUACACCUACAGACACCUGCGAGGAAUUCCUGGUCCGCUGCUGGCCCGCUUCUCAGACCUUUGGCUCUUGUAUAUCUGCCGCCAGUCUAAGCGUUCAAACACUGUAUACAACCUCCACGAGCGGCUUGGGCCCGUCGUCAGAAUCCAGCCGAACCACGUUAGUAUCGUUGACGAAAGGGCCAUCAACCUCGUAUAUGGCCAUGGGAAUGGGUUGGAAAAGUCAUCCUGGUACGAUUCUUCCAUUUCUCUCACUCGAAGCAUCUUCACGGCGAGGAAACGCGCCGAACAUGCUCGGAAGAGAAGGUAUAUCGCCCAUAGCUUCGCCCCCAAGUCGUCUCGUGCGGCCGAAGGGCCCAUCGCCGACAAAGUGGAGCUUCUGGUCCGUAAGUGGGACGAGAUAAUCGACAAAGGGCCGCAGUUUGAUGAGUUCACACAGCUUGAAUGCAGACGAUGGUUCACAUACUUGUCGUUUGACAUCACCGGUGAUCUUCUCUUCAGCGAGCCAUUUGGAAUGCUUGAGAAUGGCUCUGAUCUGGUUAAGAUUGACAACAAGCCCGGGUCCUACGUGUCCAUGAUGAACAGUCUUGCGCAAAGGAGUGCCGCCGUCGCUACUCUUGGCGUCUUGCCCUGGCUGAAGCCGCAUGCACAUCACCUGCCUGAUCCCUUCUUCCACAGAGGAAUGGAUGGGCUGCAGAACCUGCUGGGCGUAACUUCCGCUCAUGUCAAGGAACGCAUGGCCGCAGGACAAGACAAUCAUGAUGAUUGGCUCUCACUUCUACUUCGAGCGUGUGAUGAUCGAGGGGAAUUGCUCAAAUUCGAAGAGAUUGCGUCUGAGUCCUUGACCUUGUUUAUGGCAGCCAUUGAGACCGUCAGCAACACGCUCUCUGCCAUGAUGUACUACCUCGCCACCUCACCCUCUUCACUGCAAAAGCUGCAAGCUGAGGUAGACUCUAUCGAUAUUCCUGGAACAGUUCCUCCGUUUACGAACGUCCGGGCUCUUCCAUAUCUAGACGCUGUGCUCAACGAGACAAUGCGUCUUCACAGUGUCCUCGGGAUAGGCCUUCCUCGAGAGGUGCUUCCCGGGUCCAAGGGAGUUCAUUUGGACUCUUUUUACUUUCCUCCUGGCACAGUUUUAAGCGUUCCAAUCUAUGCCAUUCACCGGUCUAGAGACAUCUGGGGCCAGGAUGCCAAUGAUUUUCGGCCUGAGAGAUGGGAGAAGCUGUCGAACCGCCAGAAAACAUCAUUUAUCCCAUUUGGCCAUGGUCCGGCAGCAUGCGUUGGACGUAACCUAGCAGAAGUUGAGAUGAAGAUUAUUGCGGCAACUUUAAUUAGAAGAUACCAUUUUUGUAUGGUGGAUUCUGAGAUUGAAUCUACUGAGGGAACAACACGUAAGCUUAUCAAAGUCAACAUUGGAAUUAAAAGGCGGUAA